Messenger RNA from Strongylus vulgaris, 405 nucleotides. NCBI's taxonomy places the organism in Eukaryota, Metazoa, Nematoda, Chromadorea, Rhabditida, Strongylidae. The record is from the annotation of a GenBank genome assembly.
AUGCCAUACAAACUCAUGUACUUCAAUGCCCGUGGAACGGCGGAGGUUAUUCGUCAGAUAUUUGUUCUUGCCAACGAGAAAUUUGAGGACAUUCGCUACACCUUUGAUGAAUGGCCGCAACACAAGCAAGAGAUGCCGUUUGGCCAAAUGCCGGUGCUUGAGAUCGACGGUCAAAAGCUUGCGCAAUCUUUUGCUAUUGCUCGAUUUCUUGCAAAAAAGUUUGGUUUUAAUCUGAAUAAUGCGCUCAUUCUUUUAGGACUCGCGCCCAAGUGCCCCUUCGAGGAGGCGCUCGUCGACUCGAUCAUGGAUCAGUACAAGGAUUUCCAAAAUGAAAUUCGCCCAGUGUUUAGAAUCAUUGCAGGAUUUGCGGAAGGAGAUCUUGUGGGUGCAAGUCAAAAAGAUUGA